Condylura cristata (star-nosed mole) is the source of this 903-nucleotide messenger RNA. RefSeq names its product olfactory receptor 7C1-like. Gene Ontology annotation, cellular component: membrane. Gene Ontology annotation, molecular function: olfactory receptor activity; G protein-coupled receptor activity. The record is from RefSeq and is a predicted model, not a curated record. Bases 82 to 903 code for a protein of 273 amino acids. Lineage: Eukaryota; Metazoa; Chordata; Mammalia; Eulipotyphla; Talpidae. Gene Ontology annotation, biological process: G protein-coupled receptor signaling pathway. The transcript has a single exon.
AGCCGCACGGCCACCUUUAUCCUGCUGGGGCUGUCGGAAGACGCCUCGCUGCAGCCGCUGCUCUUCGGGCUCUUCCUGGCCAUGUACCUGGCGGCCGUGCUGGGGAACCUGCUCCUCAUCCUGGCCGUCGGCGCCGACCCCCGCCUGCACAUCCCCAUGUACUUCUUCCUCUGCAACCUGUCCCUGGCGGACAUCUGCUUCACCUCCACCACCGUCCCCAAGAUGCUGGUGAACCUCCAGACGCAGAGCAAGGCCAUCUCCUACGCGGGCUGCCUCACCCAGAUGUUUUUCUUCAUCCUUUUUGGGGGACUGGACAACUUCCUCCUGACCGUGAUGGCUUAUGACCGCUUCGUGGCCAUCUGCCACCCCCUGCACUACGCGGUCAUCAUGAACCCCAGGUUCUGCGGCCUCCUGGUUCUUGCAUCCUGGGUGCUGAGCUUUCUGGACUCUCUGCUACACAGCUUGAUGGUUCUGCGGCUGGCCUUCUGCACACAGCCGCAGAUACCGUACUUCUUCUGCGAGCUGAACCAGGUGCUGCGGCUUGCCUGCUCCGACACCUUCCUCAACGAGCUGGUGAUCUAUUUCGUGAUGGUGGUGCUGGGCAUCAUUCCUUUCAGCGGCAUCUUCUUCUCUUACUCCAAGAUUGUAACCUCUGUUUUGAAAAUCUCAUCAGCGAGUGGCAAGCACAGGGCCUUCUCCACCUGCGGCUCUCACCUCUGCAUGAUCUCCCUGUUCUACGGGACCGGGUUCGGCGUGUACCUCAGCUCUGCUGCCCCCCAAGACUCCAGGGACAGUGCAAUAGCCUCGGUGAUGUACACGGUGGUCACCCCCAUGCUGAACCCCUUCAUCUACAGCCUCAGAAACAAGGACAUAAAGCAGGCCCUGGUGAAACUCUUGAGCUGA